This is a messenger RNA of Solanum lycopersicum (tomato), 1613 nucleotides long. Its product is annotated as trihelix transcription factor GT-2. The record is from RefSeq and is a predicted model, not a curated record. Lineage: Eukaryota; Viridiplantae; Streptophyta; Magnoliopsida; Solanales; Solanaceae.
CCAUUUUACUUUGCUUUUACCAGUCAUCCACUUUCCUUCCGCCGCCGCUUUAUAUUACUUUUUUUUUUACCUCUACAAUGGAACCUCUCAUCGACGGCGACGGCCAUCCACCAAACGACAUCACUUCAUUCGCUGAUAAUCUUGCUCCUUUCCCUGAAUCUACUAACGUCGUUUACGAGAAUCCAUCUGCCGUUAUUGCUCCGCCGGGAAUCCACCGCCUUCCGGUUUCCCCUGUACGUAAACUCCGACCAGUGCGGUUUGGAAACGGACGAAACUAUGUCGAUAUGGUGGACAGCAACUGUGAUAUUGACGAAGCUUUGAUGACUUGCACCAGUGAUUUAGGGUUUUUAAGUCAGUUUUCUGCUCAAAAUGCGUCUACGGUGUUGCCCAUGGAGUGUGGAUUUGUUAAUUCUUUGGAUGAGAAUGGCGUCGCUAAAUGCUCUGAGGUGGGGAUUUCGGCAGUUCAGCAAAUGAAAUCGGAGUUAGAUGCUGAUUGCUUUAAUUUGAUCUCGCAAUCUCGUAUUUUGGAGACUGAAUUUAGCUCAUCUUCUGACAGUGAAUCAUCCGAGCCUAUUGAAGAACAUUUAAAUAGGAAAAGGAAGAGGGGAACACGGAAGAGUCUUAAAUUAAGUCUUGAAGACAUGGUAAAGAAGUUGAUGGACAAGCAAGAGCAGAUGCACAAACAAUUAAUAGAGAUGCUAGAGAAGAAGGAAGAGGAGAGAAUCAUUCGGGAAGAAGCUUGGAAGCAGCAAGAGGUAGAAAGGGCAAAGCGGGAUGUGGAGUUGAGAGCUGAAGAGACAUCUAGAAACUUGGCUCUUAUUGCUUUCCUUGAGAAUCUGUUAGGUGAAGAUUUCCAAAUUCCAAAAUCAUCAGAAGUAACAAGUCUCGUUAAAGAUGAAGGUGAAGUUCAUGGUCAAGAAGCUGACAUUAGAUCCGAUCCAUGUAAUAGGAGAUGGCCAAAACUUGAAGUACAAGCCCUUGUAUCAGUUCGUACUCGUUUAGAUCACAAGUUUCUUAAAGGAGCUAAAGGAUCCGUGUGGGAAGAGGUAGCGGAUGGAUUGGCUAAGAUGGGUUACAUUCGAACAGCAAAGAAGUGUAAAGAGAAAUGGGAGAACAUUAACAAGUACUAUAAAAGGACAAUCGACAGUGGUAAGACGCGUCCAAAAAACUACAGAUCGUGUCCCUAUUUCCAUGAAUUGGACUCACUUUAUAAGAACGGACUGCUUAACCAAGGUGCUGGGAAUUGUGUCAAGAUUGAGACAGAAAAUAAGAAUGUGGAUCCGGAAGAGUAAAUAUUGCCCGGAUAUUUCUUACUGCCUCAUCCGUGUUGAAGGAUGUGUUUAUCCGAUGGAGGAUCGAUCAGGCUCUCUCCCCAAAUACUUUGGUUGAACUUCACCUUGACAAACAAACACCAGGGACCUAUUGCUGCUGUAAUGUCAUGAUAGAUGUAAGCAUAUCUCUAUUGAUGCUCUUUGAAAUGUCUUCAGAGGGGAAUUGUAGAUUCUUGUACUGUUUUACUUGUUCUUACAUGGAUUCUGGUAUCAAGAGUUCUCCAUUGUAGUUUAUAAAAUUUUAGUAAGAUAUGGCUAGACUCUGUUUUGUUUUGCCCUUCA